Branchiostoma floridae (Florida lancelet) is the source of this 1182-nucleotide messenger RNA. RefSeq names its product dehydrogenase/reductase SDR family member 11-like. Bases 61 to 822 code for a protein of 253 amino acids. NCBI's taxonomy places the organism in Eukaryota, Metazoa, Chordata, Leptocardii, Amphioxiformes, Branchiostomatidae. Gene Ontology annotation, molecular function: oxidoreductase activity. The transcript has 7 exons. The record is from RefSeq and is a predicted model, not a curated record.
CAGGUCACGAAACACGAAAGUGCGGUCUGAAAGUAAAAGUUCAUCUAUGAUCUAGGGGAUAUGGAGCGUUGGGUCGGCCGUGUAGCACUGGUGACCGGUGCGUCUGUGGGGAUCGGGAAUGCCACAGCCCGUGCACUGGUCCAGCAUGGCAUGAAGGUGGUGGGGUGUGCUCGGGACGUGGACAAAAUACGGGAAACUGCAACCGAGCUGCAGCAGGCAGGUGCUGCAAGACAGCUGUAUCCUGUCCAGUGUGACCUGACAGUGGAAGCUGAGAUCAGAGCCAUGUUUGACAACAUCGAGGCGGAACAUGGCGGCGUGGACGUCUGUAUCAACAACGCCGGUCUGGCCGUGAAGGGCUCUCUGCUGUCUGGUAGUUUUGAGGCAUUCAGAACGAUGACAGAUGUGAACAUCCUGGCGCCCACCCUCUGUUCCCAGCUGGCUGUGCAGCAGAUGAGGAAGCGAGGAGUGGACGAUGGACACAUCAUCACCUUGAACAGCAUGUCUGGUCAUCGUAUAUAUCUGGGCAUGGCAUUUUAUGGUAUGACGAAGUUCGCCAUGACGGCCAUGACUGAAGGACUGAGGAGGGAGUUGAGGGAGAUGAAGUCACACAUCAGAGCGACGUGCAUUUCUCCUGGACUGGUGGAGACAGAGUUUGCCAUACGCAUGAAUAAGGAUGACCCACAAAAGGCUCGAGAUCUUUAUGCCAGCACUCAAUGCAUGCAAGCCAAGGACCUUGCUGAUGCAGUUCUGUAUGUCUUGGGUGCCCCGCCACAUGUGGAGAUUAAUGACAUUUGGAUGAGGCCAACAGAACAGACUACCUAACAGACAAGGAUCUGCCAUAUGGAUGAUAUAUAUGGCUACAUGUAGAUAUCCCCAAACACUUAUGAAGCACAUGUACAUGUAUGUAUGGUGCUAUUGUCCCAUUUGGAAAAAGGGGUCUUUCUUGAUAAUUUACGGACUGUUUUCUGUACUUCUGGGCCUCUACAUGGCCUUGUGGGACACCCUGUGGCUACAGGGCUAUUUUGGGGCUCAGCAGGGCCCCGGGAUUUUUUUUAACUUGGAGUUAAAAGCAAUUGGGACCUGGCAAUAAAUAGACACUGUGAUCUAAUCGUAAAAACACCAAGAGGUACCCCCACAGUAUCCAACAGUCCCCUGGGAAACAUUUGUAUCUUCAGUGCCCGA